This is a messenger RNA of Pocillopora meandrina, 1159 nucleotides long. The record is from the annotation of a GenBank genome assembly. Lineage: Eukaryota; Metazoa; Cnidaria; Anthozoa; Scleractinia; Pocilloporidae.
AUGGGAAAUGAUAUAACAUUGUCCCAAUUUCCUGACAACGAAAUUGACACUGAAGAUGAAGUGGAAGAAAACGAACCCCACAAUAUCACUGCUAAUACCAUUAAAGAAACAUGGAGGAAUUCAUGCUUCCUGAAUGUAAAGAAAAAGGCCCUCCAAUGUAGGGAGCUCCUUCCCCAACUUAGAGAUCUGAAGGCUUCUCUUACGGCAAUUCUUGUUAAGUUUCGUCCUCAAGUCCCACCAGAGAAUGGGCUCUUGUUAGAAAAAAAUACCCAAAGAAAACUCAAGACCAAUAAGAGAGUGCUGACUGCGGUAAAGUAUGCAGACCUACCCCCUCGAAAAAAAUUAAAGAAAGACAAUACAACAAACAAAGAAAACAGGAAAAGAAAAACCAAAAGACAACAAGGUACUCCCCAAGGAAGCUGCCUAAGUAUUCCCUCUCUAAAAUUAAGAUUACCACAAGGAUUAUCUAAUUCUACACAUUUACCAAAGCCUAGCCAAAGUAUGUUGAGCAAGACAAAACUUUAAAUAUUCUAUAUCUCCUUCACCACAACCCCAAAAGGCUCAGACCAAGACAACAUAUUCAACACCUGCAUCCAUGUCAAGUAAAUCUGUAUCUUCUUCACCAUCACCUCCCCAAAAGGCUCAGACUAAGACAACAGAUUUACAACCUGCAUCCAUGCCAAGUUCAUCUGUAUCUCCUUCACCACCACUCUAAAAGGUUCAGACCAAGACGACACAUUCUACACUUGCAUUCAUGUCAAGUACAUCUGUAUCUCUUACACUGCCAAACCAAACUGCGGCAACCGAGAGAAAAGAUACCACACUUGCAGCUUCCAUGCCAAGCCCAUCUUUAUCUGCCACAUCACAGAAGCACCCAACACAAAAAACCCCUUACAUUCAGACCUAUCUUCGUCUCCUUCACUGCCACAUCAAUCAACAAGUAAAGGGCAGCCGUCUCAUGAAGUUUGUUCCCCUUAAAGUCGUAUACGGGUCCAUGGGCCAGCAGAAUAAGACAUUCUCUGACAGAAACAGGGGCAAGCAAUGCACAAGCAAUAGUUUAACUUUCUUGCUUCGUUACUUGACAAUUCUUAGUGAUAAAAAAACUAAAGCAACAAUUGAUACAGUUCUGAGUGCUUUAAAACUGUUAGGGGGAAGGUAG